Microthlaspi erraticum is the source of this 357-nucleotide messenger RNA. NCBI's taxonomy places the organism in Eukaryota, Viridiplantae, Streptophyta, Magnoliopsida, Brassicales, Brassicaceae. The record is from the annotation of a GenBank genome assembly.
AUGGCUUUGUUCGAUCCGCCGCUACCAUUUCCUCCUCCAGAUCCAGAUCCAGAUCCAGAACCGUCGCCGUUUGCUUUUCCCCUUCAGAUCUGCUCACGAAGGCUUCUCCUCUGGACUCUCACCACUCUCCCGUCCCUCCAGCUCUCUCCUCCAGCCAUUCCGCCAUCUAUGGUAGUCUCUGUUCCCCGAUCUGAGCCGCCGACGAAGUUUCGAAAGGAGCCUCCACCUCCAGUGCUUCCCGUCCAACCUUCUCUGGCCGCCGUCGUCUGCACUGCUGAUCUUAGCUUCAAAGAAGCUUUAGAGGAAGGAGGGUCCGAGGCUCCGAGCACAGAAGACAUUGAAGCGGAGGAGAAAUGA